AUGCUGAGUCUGAACCAGCUGCUUCGCUGCGGGCCGAGAUCCGGGCGCCACUCACUGCUGGGAGAGCCGGCGGGGCUGGGCGGCCCCCGGGGACCCCUGGCGAGGGGUGAGGCAGAUGCGGCCCCCGGGGGCCCUGGCGAGGCCGAUGCGGCCCCCGGGGGUCCCUGGCGAGGGGCGGGGGGCGAGGCUGGGCGGCCCCGGGGACCCGGGCGGGGGGCGAGGCCGGCGAGGGGCCGGGGGCGAGGCGGGGCGGCCCUGGGGGCCCUGGCGAGGGGCCGGGGGCGAGGCCGGCGAGGGGCCGGGGGCGAGGCUAGGCGGCCCCGGGGUCCCGGGCGAGGGCCGGGGGGCGAGGCCGGCGAGGGGCCGGGGGCGAGGCUAGGCGGCCCCGGGGUCCCGGGCGAGGGCCGGGGGGCGAGGCCGGCGAGGGGCCGGGGGCGAGGCGGGGCGGCUCCGGGGACCCGGGCGGGGGGCGAGGCCGGCGAGGGGCCGGGGGCGAGGCGGGGCGGCCCCGGGGGCCCUGGCAAGGGACGGGGGGCGGGGGCGAGGCCGAUGCGGCCCCCGGGGGUCCCUGGCGAGGGGUCGGGGGCGAGGCCGGCGGGGCUGGGCGGCCCCGGGGACCCGGGCGGGGGGCGAGGCCGGCGAGGGGCCGGGGGCGAGGCUAGGCGGCCCCGGGGUCCCGGGCGAGGGCCGGGGGGCGAGGCCGGCGAGGGGCCGGGGGCGAGGCUAGGCGGCCCCGGGGUCCCGGGCGAGGGCCGGGGGGCGAGGCCGGCGAGGGGCCGGGGGCGAGGCGGGGCGGCUCCGGGGACCCGGGCGGGGGGCGAGGCCGGCGAGGGGCCGGGGGCGAGGCGGGGCGGCCCCGGGGGCCCUGGCAAGGGACGGGGGGCGGGGGCGAGGCCGAUGCGGCCCCCGGGGGUCCCUGGCGAGGGGUCGGGGGCGAGGCCGGCGGGGCUGGGCGGCCCCGGGGACCCGGGCGGGGGGCGAGGCCGGCGAGGGGCCGGGGGCGAGGCUAGGCGGCCCCGGGGUCCCGGGCGAGGGCCGGGGGGCGAGGCCGGCGAGGGGCCGGGGGCGAGGCGGGGCGGCCCCGGGGUCCCGGGCGAGGGCCGGGGGGCGAGGCCGGCGAGGGGCCGGGGGCGAGGCGGGGCGGCCCCGGGGGCCCUGGCGAGGCCGGGCGCAGUGCGGGCUCCGGGAGGCAGGGGGGGCUCUGUGCAGCGCGGCGGCGCCGGAGCCUGUGUCAGCCGCGCCGGCUCCUGCCGCCCAGAGCCCGUGGCCGCGCCGCCGGCCGCAGCUCCUCGGUCGGGUCGGGUCCGGGCAGGGGCCGGAGGGCCGCGCUCCCCCGGGUAA
Malaclemys terrapin pileata is the source of this 1341-nucleotide messenger RNA. RefSeq lists its product as uncharacterized. Bases 1 to 1341 code for a protein of 446 amino acids. The transcript has a single exon. NCBI's taxonomy places the organism in Eukaryota, Metazoa, Chordata, Testudines, Emydidae. The record is from RefSeq and is a predicted model, not a curated record.